AUGAUAUGUAAUGCUCUAAUCCGACAGUUUUCAUCAGAAGUGAGUUCUCCUUUUGUAUUUUUGACUGUGAUUCACACUUCACCGCCUAAAAACAAACAUGAUGCUACCAGUGUGUGGGCUGAAGAGGUCACUAAAUACAACUUCAAGGCCUGCGUCCGGGAAUUGAAAAACUUUGAUGGCGCGCACAGUGGCGUAAAAGUGGACAUACUGGCUCUGGCAAACAUUCCGAGCGGAUGGUCAAUUCCUGAUGGCCGCAAACUUGAAUUCAGCAACGACUAUUUUCCAUCUGGAGACACUGGUUACAGCUUUUGCAGGGAUUUUACAUUUGCUAAACAGUUUUACGAAGUACCGGUUGUAAUCACCACAGCAAGGCACGUAAAGGGAAGCGUUGAUGCUGACGACAAUGCUAUCACUGAAUGGGUGCAUCAAGUAUCAACCAGCGGCUUGGAUAUUUGUGUAAGGGACAUUCAACGCUACGAUGCAUUCCACGACCCCAUCACUGUUAACUUCUUGGCGAUAGGAAGUUUGGACCCCUGCCAAGAUUACUCUUGUUCCUACUAUGCAGUCUGCUCUGCCAGCACUCCGACAACUCCGACCUGCGUCUGUCAGCCUUGUCAUAAUCAUCAGGUUCAACCUAUUUGUGACGUGUUUGGAGUCACCUACCAAUGUCGUUGUGAAUAUAAACUUGCGGUUUGCAAGGCGCAGAAAUCUAUUCCAACAAGACACCUCGGCGGAUGCAAACCAUUUGUUUUUGAACGCGGUCGCGUUAUUCUCCGUUUGAACACAACCGAUGUGCAAUGUAAAACAGUUUCCUUCAAGAAAGCAGCGUUCGAAAGCGGCCGAGGAAGUGUUUACGUACAGACCUCCAUCAAUUUCUUUAACUACAGCGGCGACUUCAUCCAUGACGCUGCGGUGACCUGGGUCGAGAACGUGAAUAUCAACACUUUUGAGGUGUGCGCGCUUAAAGCAGGAAGGGCAGAGCGCUUGACACCUGAUGGCGGACUCACGUUUGUGGACUUCGUGGCCUUCCAAGAAUGUCCUGUUGGAGCGAUCGCCGGCCGACUUCAAAUGCCAUCUAAUUGGUGGGACGGAACAACUUGUAAAACAGUUGCAUUUGAAAAGGUUCGUCAUAAUAUUUCGUCAUUUAUGCGAGGAAAAUAAGCCGCGGCUUCCAUAAGACACGAGCAGGACCUUUUAUAGGAGCGCGGCUCACAAAAGACGCGAAUUGUUAGUGUAAGUGGUUCAUGGCUUUUUG
This is a messenger RNA of Orbicella faveolata, 1255 nucleotides long. RefSeq lists its product as uncharacterized. The record is from RefSeq and is a predicted model, not a curated record. Gene Ontology annotation, molecular function: protein binding; extracellular matrix binding; collagen binding. NCBI's taxonomy places the organism in Eukaryota, Metazoa, Cnidaria, Anthozoa, Scleractinia, Merulinidae. Gene Ontology annotation, biological process: anatomical structure development.